Messenger RNA from Biomphalaria glabrata, 885 nucleotides. RefSeq names its product sporozoite surface protein 2-like. The record is from RefSeq and is a predicted model, not a curated record. The coding region runs from base 1 to 885 and encodes 294 amino acids. NCBI's taxonomy places the organism in Eukaryota, Metazoa, Mollusca, Gastropoda, Planorbidae. The transcript has 2 exons.
AUGCCCACAAACCCGUUCAAGGAGAACGACACACAUCAACAUCCCUUCAAGCCACAUCAACAUCCAAAUAACCGACAUCAACCUCCCAACAACCCACAUCAACCUGCCAACAACCCACAUCAACAUUCCAACAACCCACAUCAACAUCCCAACAACCAACAUCAACCUCCCAACAACCCACAUCAACCUCCCAACAACCCACAUCAACAUCCCAACAACCCACAUAGACAUCCCAACAACCCACAUCAACAUCCCAACAACCCACAUCAACCUCCCAACAACCCACAUCAACCUCCCAACAACCCACAUCAACAUUCCAACAACCCACAUGAACAUCCGAACAACCCACAUCAACAUCCCAACAACCCACAUCAACAUCCCAACAACCCACAUCAACAUCCCAACAACCCACAUCAACAUCCCAACAACCCACAUCAACAUCCGAACAACCCACAUCAACAUCCCAACAACCCACAUCAACCUCCCAACAACCCACAUCAACCUCCCAACAACCCACAUCAACAUUCCAACAACCCACAUGAACAUCCGAACAACCCACAUCAACAUCCCAACAACCCACAUAGACAUCCCAAUAACCGACAUCAACCUCCCAACAACCCACAUCAACCUCCCAACAACCCACAUCAACCUCCCAACAACCCACAUCAACCUCCCAACAACCCACAUCAACCUCCCAACAACCGACAUCAACCUCCCAACAACCCACAUCAACACUCCAACAAGCCACAUCAACCUCCCAACAACCCACAUCAACCUCCCAACAACCCACAUCAACAUCGCGACAACCAACAAUAUCUAUAUUACAUAUUUUUCAUUUCUUGUGUCAUGUUCAAUGUUGACAUGCCUUCACAACUAGCUGUCUGA